Messenger RNA from Owenia fusiformis, 3266 nucleotides. NCBI's taxonomy places the organism in Eukaryota, Metazoa, Annelida, Polychaeta, Sabellida, Oweniidae. The record is from the annotation of a GenBank genome assembly.
GAAUAGGGUUAUUCAACUGAAAGUGAAAACUUUUAUAACUUUUCCUCAUUUCAUGGGCGCUGCCAUAUUGGAUUUAAAACGAGGCUCAGAAUGACGUCAUGCAGGUGCUCCGAGUAAAAUGCGAAGGCGAAAAGUUGGUUUAGAUUUCGUUCAAUUAUGAGCCUAAUAUGCACUAGAUCGCCUGUUUUUAAUCAUCUAAUAGUACAUGAAUAUAUAAGGAAUACACACACUUAGGAAUACUACAGCGUUAUCAACCAGAAUGUCAAGAUUGAUCAGGUUUUUAAGUCGGAGAAGAACUGGCAGGGGUUUGAAAAAAGAUCCCAAAGAUUCCAAACCCAAGAAUGUUUUAAACUGCAAGGUUGUCCUGCUUGACGGUACAGAUCUAACUCUUGAUGUAUCAAAAAAAGCAUAUGGCAGUGAGUUGCUGGACCUAGUCUACUUAGAUUUAGAUCUCGAAGAUCGAGAAUAUUUCGGCUUGCAGUUUACAGAUCCAUCCAAUGUGAAUCAUUGGUUGGAUCGAACAAAAUUAAUUAAAAAACAAGUAACAAUUGGUCCACCAUAUACAUUUAGACUAAAGGUGCGAUUUUAUUCCUCAGAGCCAAAUAAUCUUCGGGAAGAACUGACAAGGUACCAGUUCUUCCUUCAGCUGAAGCAAGACAUCCUCACUGGGAAGUUAGAAUGUCCAGAUGACAUUGCAGUAGAGUUGGCAGCCCUUGCCUUGCAAUCUGAACUUGGUGAUUAUGACGAAAGUGUCCACACACCUGCCUAUAUCAGUGAAUUUAGAUUCGUCCCUGAGCCAAAACAAACUGAAGAGAUGGAGCUUGCAAUAUUUGAAGCUUUUAAAGCUAUGAAAGGCAAAAUGAAAAAUCCAGCCCAAGCUGAACUGGCAUAUUUAAAUAAAGCAAAAUGGCUAGAAAAUUAUGGGAUAGAUAUGCAUUGUGUCAUGGGACGGGAUCAAAAUGAAUAUGGCCUUGGGCUUACUCCAACUGGUAUUUUAGUUUAUGAAGAUCAGUCUAAAAUAGGACUAUUUUUCUGGCCAAAAAUAGCCAGACUUGAUUUUAAAAAGAAAAAGUUAAUCCUUGUCGUAGUUGAGGAUGACGAGAGUGGACGGGAACAAGAGCACACAUUUGUCUUUCGAUUGGCUCAUCAUAAGGCUUGUAAACACUUAUGGAAGUGCGCAGUGUCACAUCACGCAUUCUUCCGACUUAAAACGCCACACAAGACCCCUACUGCCAGACAGGGAUUCUUCAGACUCGGCUCUCGGUUUAGAUUUGAUGAAAAGACAGAAUUUCAAAAAACAUACACAUACAAGUCACGGCGGAGUGUUCGAUUUGAACGACGCCCCAGUCAGCGCUACUCACGGCGACCAACAUUUGAGAAGAUGGAGCGAGAAAAACGAGAGGCCAGCCAAGAAGCUGAACACCCUACCACCCCCACUACAACAGUUGCACAGGUUGCUUCAAGUAAUGAUGUCACAACAGUUGCUACAACAAAGACAACAUCAGUCAGUAGUGUUGCUGAGGUAACGCCUGUCAGUAAUGGCAACCUCACCAUUAACACAACGGCCACUUCGGCCAUGGAUCGCCUCGAUGAACUUAUCAAAUCUCCAAAUGCUUUAUCCCCUAAAAAUAGAACCUCAGUGUCAUCUACUGGAUCUGCCCAUUCAGGAUCAAGUUUACGCUCGCCAGGUGUCACUAGUGUCAAGUCAGAGACCCCUUCUACUAGUGGAGCAAGAUCAUCUAAGGGGUCCACAAGCAGUGGUGCUGGUGCUAAGGGUUAUGGAAAAGAUGCACCAAGUACUAGUAUUUUAGAGGCAUCAGAAGCUGCUCAAGCUCGACUGAAAGGCCUUGAUGACCCAAAUAUUGUAAAGGCCAAGCCAAAAACAAAAGAUGUUAACAGUUUCCAGAACAACCAGAUAAAGUUUGCUGGUGGGGCACAGAACAUUGACAUGAAGUGUAAUAUUUUAAAAGCCAAGGCAGAAGAAGAUAUGAAAAAAGGCACCAAUACCAAUCAGAUUGUGUUACUGGUGGAUGAUGAUGAUGAGGAAGAUGAAGAUGACGAUGAACAAACUAGCGAAUGCAGUGCAGUUGAUGAAAUAACCACAGAUGAUGAUCUUGACAAUGUAUUCAACAAUGAGAAACAAGCUUUCCUUGCCGUUAAUAAUGCAAACCCUACCCAGCGGGCACACUCAGUCAGUGGGCUAAUUCGGCGACCAAAUUCAGCAGUUUCCCCUCCACAGCGACCUAAUUCUGUCCAUAGGUCCAGCUCAAUACAUAGGACUAAUUCACUCAGUUCAGCGCAUGGAGUGAAUUUAGUACAACGAACUGGGUCAGUCAGUUCAACCAACAGUCGAAACACAGGGGAGGAUACAACGCACCUUUUACAAAAAUCACCUGGACUGGUGACAAAUAGUGAGACAAGUCCACCUCGACACCAACAGAGUGACGCCAGCAGCCAUAGAUCAACCCCCUCCCCUGUCACAAAGUCAAGUCCCCCACAGGAGACAUCAUUUUCUGGUACAUCAGCUGUAACAACCCGCAAGACAGCACCAAGUAACUCAAAGACUUUAACGAACACGACGACAACAACAACUAUCGUCAAAGUACCCAACACAACAUCAAAUGGAAGCUCAACAGUUUCACCAUGGCAUGUUACAUCGCCAGAUAAAAAAGAAAAGGUCAUAGAGAGACGCGUUUGUCUGACAACUGAGUUAUAGCGUAUUGCAAGUGUAUACACGUACAAUGCACACAUGUUGAGUGCAUGUGUGUUGAGUACAUUCAUGUUGAGUACACACAUGUUUGUAUAUUACUCCUUGGUACAGAUAGGACUGUAUGAUAAAUAUAACACACUUAAUUAAUUGUAUAUUGUAGACCAUAGGGCAGAUAAAUUACAAUUUGUACAAAGAUAUAAAUAAAUACAAUUAUGUUACAUAAUGCAAUAUGCGAGCAGAAAAAUUGGCGAUAUUUACAAAUUGUGAAAGGUAGGAGAUCAUGAGUAAAAUCAGAAUGAAUAAUUAUUCUUUGUUAUAGGAAUAUAAAUAAUUUAGAAAACAUACGAUUUACAAAAUGUGCUUAAGAUUUUACAAAAUUUUUGAGUAUUUUAGUCGAGCCCAAGUGAAAGGUCCAAUGUUAGUUUGUCAUGGAGUAUGUGUAUGAAUUACAUUCAUGUAAUUUUUUAGUAUUAUUGAAUCUGUAUUUUAUUUUAAGUAAAUAUUUUCCCAUACAUUAUUCUAUGUAAAACAAGUAAUCCUAAGAUAGAUAAUGUAC